AUGUGGUGGCUUGUUGCCAUUGCUUGCCUAAUACAAGCAACUGGAGGCUCAGAUGAACUGAGUAGGAGGAGAAGAGAUGCAAAUCCUGAAGUUCACAUGAAUGUCAGUGAGCUGAUCUGUUACAAAGGAUACCCCAGUGAAAAGUACGAAGUCUUAACAGAUGAUGGCUAUUAUUUGACAAUAAACAGAAUACCCUUUGGAAGAAAAAAUCUUACAGUCAGAGGUCCCAAGCCUGUUGUGUUACUGCAACAUGGACUACUUGGAGAAUCUAGCUUCUGGGUCGAAAAUAUGGCCAACAACAGCAUCGGAUUCAUAUUAGCAGAUGCCGGCUAUGAUGUUUGGCUGGGGAACAGCAGAGGAACGAGCUGGUCUCAGAGAAACGAGCAUUUUUCAGCUGACCAAGAUGAAUUUUGGGAUUUCAGUUUCCAUGAAAUGGCCAUCUAUGAUCUUCCAGCAAUGAUCAACUUCAUUCUGAAGAAAACUGGGCAGAAGCAACUGUAUUACGUAGGCCACUCUCAAGGCGCUACCAUUGGUUUCAUCGCAUUUUCAGUCAUACCAGAACUGUCUCAGAAAGUCAACAUGUUUUUUGCCCUGGCUCCUUCGAUCUCUCUUCAGUAUUCAACAUGCCCCUUUUUUAAACUGAGCACCAUAUUUCCUGAAUACUCAUCCAAGAGCACGCUUGUCAGAGGAGAAUUUGUGUUGUCUCGCAAGCCUGCGAGAGACUUUAUGCAGAAAUUAUGCCGCGCAUCUUUUAUGCAGAAAUUAUGUGUGCGUCUCAUUUUCACUCUUUCGGGUGGAUUCAACGCAACAAAUCUAAAUAUGAGCCGUGCAGAUGUGUAUACAGCUCAUUUUCCAGAUUCAACAUCAUCUAAAACCUUACUACACUGGAAACAGAUAAAAGAUUCAGGGUUAUUCAGAUAUUUUGACUACGGGAAUGAGAAUGAGGCAAGAUAUAACCAGAGUGUUCCACCUUUGUAUAAAAUAGAAGACAUGAGUGUACCAACUGCAGUGUGGUCUGCUGGAAAUGACUUGAUUGCAAGCCCAGGAAAUAUAGCCGUCCUACUUCCUCGCAUCUCUAACCUAGUUUACUACGAAAAUAUUUCAUACUGGAACCACUGGGAUUUCAUCUGUGGCCUCGAUGCCCCCAAACUGUUGUAUUGCAAAAUCAUAGAGUGGAUGGGGAAGUCUCUGUAAAUCGAUAUUUUGCUAUAAAAGAUUUAAUUCACUAUCUUUUAUUAACCAGUCUUUAUUUUACACCUGUCACAACAAACCCUGUGCCCUGCUAAUGUGGAGAGCCCUUCUAGGCCACUGAAACCCAGAGUUUGCUUUAGUUGGAAAACAAUGUGGCUUGAAACGGUGCAAUGGAGUACUUAACAAACAGCAACAGAAUACUAGCUCCGCCCAAUGUAUGAUGGAGAACAGCAACAACUGACAAAGGAUAGACAUAAUAGAGUACAAGGACAGAAUAAUAGUGUAUGGGAAACAAUCUGGAAGAUAUUGUCACAAGGAGAUAGAGUGGCAUGUCUUGGAGUUCUCCCCAUAUCUGAGCAGCGCCCCAAAAUUAGCUUCUGUGUGGAUGUUUCUUUAAGGAAAGAGAGCUUGGAUGUUU
Molecule: messenger RNA, 1609 nt
Organism: Lacerta agilis (Sand lizard)
Lineage: Eukaryota; Metazoa; Chordata; Lepidosauria; Squamata; Lacertidae
Product: lipase member M-like
Exons: 9
Coding region: 1-1194 (397 amino acids)
Molecular function (GO): hydrolase activity, acting on ester bonds
Source: RefSeq, a predicted model, not a curated record